AUCCAGAAAACAUGGCCACUGCAAUUAGGGAGGUGGGAGUUUGGAGACAGACCAGAACACUCCUACUGAAGAAUUAUCUAAUUAAGUGCAGGACUAAAAAAAGUAGUGUUCAGGAAAUUCUUUUUCCACUAUUUUUUUUAUUCUGGUUAAUAUUAAUUAGCAUGCUGCAUCCAAAUAAGAAAUACGAAGAAGUGCCUGAUAUAGAACUUAAUCCUAUGGACAAAUCUAUCCUCUCUAACCUAAUUCUUGGAUAUACUCCCGUGACUAAUAUUACGAGAAACAUCAUGCAAAAAGUGUCUACCGAUCAUCUUCCUGAUGUGAUAAUUACUGAAGAAUAUACAAAUGAAAAAGAAUUGACAGCAUCCAGUCUUUCUAAGUCCUCCAACUUUGUAGGUGUGGUUUUUAAAUCCUUCAUGGUGUAUGAACUUCGUUUUUUUCCUGACAAGAUUCCAGUAUCUUCUAUUUAUAUGGAUUCAAGAGCUGGCUGUUCAAAAUCAUGUGAGGCUGCUCAGUACUGGUCCUCAGGGUUCACAGCUUUACAAGCAUCCAUAGAUGCUGCCAUUAUAGAGUUGGAGACCAGUGUUUCUGUUUGGAAGGAGCUGGAGUCCACUAAAGCCAUUAUUAUGGGAGAAGCUCCUGUUGUAGAGAUAGACCUCUUUCCCCGAGGAGUGAUUUUAAUAUACCUAGUUAUAGCAUUUUCACCUUUUGGGUACUUUCUGGCAAUUCAUAUUGUAGCAGAAAAAGAGAAGAGAUUAAAAGAAUUUUUAAAGAUAAUGGGACUUCAUGAUACCGCCUUUUGGCUUUCCUGGGUUCUUCUGUAUACAAGUUUGAUUUUUCUUAUGUCUCUUCUUAUGGCAGUCAUUGCAACAGCCUCUUCCUUAUUCCCUCAAAGUGGCUGCUUUGUGAUAUUUCUACUUUUUUUCCUGUAUGGACUUUCAUCUGUAUUUUUUGCUUUAAUGCUGACUCCUCUUUUUAAAAAAUCAAAACAUGUGGGAAUAGUUGAAUUUUUAGUCACUGUGGCUUUUGGAUUUAUUGGUUUAUUGAUAGUCCUCAUGGAAGGUUUUCCCAGAUCAUUGGUGUGGCUUCUCACUCCUUUCUGUCAGUGUACUUUUUUGAUUGGUAUUGCACAGGUUAUGCAUUUAGAAGAUUUUAAUGAAGGUGCUUUAUUUUCUAAUUUGACUGAAGGCCCAUAUCCUCUAAUUAUUACUCUUAUCAUGCUAGCACUUAAUAGUAUAUUUUACAUCCUGUUGGCUGUCUACCUUGAUCAAGUCAUUCCAGGUGAAUUUGGCUUACGGAGAUCAUCUUUAUAUUUUCUGAAGCCAUCAUAUUGGUCAAAGAACAAAAGAAAUUAUAAAGAGUUAUCAGAAGGCAAUGUUAAUGGGAGUAUUAGUUUUAGUGAAAUUGUUGAGCCUGUUUCUUCAGAAUUUCUAGGGAAAGAAGCCAUAAGAAUCAGCGGUAUACAGAAGACAUACAGAAAGAAAAGUGAAACUGUGGAGGCUUUGCGAAACUUGUCCUUUGACAUCUACGAGGGUCAGAUUACUGCAUUACUUGGCCACAGUGGAACAGGAAAGAGUACAUUGAUGAACAUUCUUUGUGGAUUGUGCCCACCCUCUGAUGGGUUUGCAGCUAUAUAUGGACACAAAGUCUCUGAAAUAGAUGAAAUGUUUGAAGCAAGAAAAAUGAUUGGCAUUUGUCCACAAUUAGAUAUACACUUUGAUGUUCUGACAGUAGAAGAAAAUUUAUCAAUUUUGGCUUCAAUCAAAGGAAUACCAGCCAACAAUAUAAUACAAGAAGUGCAGCAGGUUUUACUGGAUUUAGAGUUGCAGGCCAUCAAAGAUAACCAAGCUAAAAAGUUGAGUGGUGGUCAAAAAAGAAAGCUGUCUUUAGGAAUUGCUGUUCUUGGAAAUCCUAAGAUACUACUCCUAGAUGAACCAACAGCUGGAAUGGACCCCUGUUCUCGCCAUAUUGUUUGGAAUCUUCUGAAAUACAGAAAAGCCAAUCGGGUGACAGUGUUUACUACUCAUUUCAUGGAUGAAGCUGACAUUCUUGCUGAUAGGAAAGCAGUCAUAUCACAAGGAAUGUUGAAAUGUGUUGGCUCUUCAAUUUUUCUCAAAAGCAAAUGGGGGAUUGGCUACCGUCUAAGCAUGUACAUAGAUAGAUAUUGUGCCACAGAAUCUCUUUCUUCACUGGUUAAACAACAUAUACCUGGAGCUACUUUAUUGCAACAGAAUGACCAACAGCUUGUAUAUAGCUUGCCUUUCAAGGACAUGGACAAAUUUUCAGGUUUGUUUUCUGCUCUGGACACUCAUUCUAGUUUGGGUGUUAUUUCUUAUGGUGUUUCCAUGACAACUUUGGAAGAUGUAUUCUUAAAGCUGGAGGUUGAAGCAGAAAUUGACCAAGCAGAUUACAGUGUAUUUACUCAGCAGCCACCAGAGGAAGAAAUGGAUAUAAAAUCUUUUGAUGAAAUGGAGCAGAGCUUACUUACUCUCUCUGAAACCAAGGCUUCUCUAGUGAGCUCCAUGAGCCUUUGGAAACAGCAGGUGUACACAAUAGCAAAGUUUCAUUUCCUUACCUUGAAACGUGAAAGUAAAUCACUGAGAUCUGUAUUGCUUCUGCUUUUAGUUUUUUUUGCAGUUCAGGUUUUUAUGUUUUUGGUGCAUCACUCUUUUAAAAAUGCAGUGGUUCCCAUCAAACUUGUUCCAGAUUUAUAUUUCCUAAAACCUGAAGAUAAACCACAUAAGUACAAAACAAGUCUGCUUCUUCAAAAUUCUACUGACUCAGAUGUCAGUGAUCUCAUUAGCUUUUUCACAAAACAGAACAUAAUGGUGACGAUGUUUAAUGACAGCGACUAUGUGUCUGCUGCUCCACACAGUGCAGCUUUAAAUGUGAUGCGCUCGGAAAAGGACUAUAUUUUUUCAGCUGUUUUCAACAGUACUAUGGUUUAUUCGUUACCUGUGUUGAUGAAUAUAAUUAGUAACUACUAUCUUUAUCAUCUAAAUGUGACUGAAACUAUCCAGAUCUGGAGUACUCCUUUCUUUCAAGAAAUUUCUGACAUAGUUUUUAAAAUUGAGCUGUAUUUUCAAGCAGCUUUGCUGGGAAUCAUUGUCACUGCAAUGCCACCUUACUUUGCCAUGGAGAAUGCAGAGAAUCAUAAGAUCAAAGCUUAUACUCAGCUUAAACUUUCAGGUCUUUUUCCGUCUGCAUAUUGGAUUGGGCAAGCCAUCAUUGAUAUCCCCUUAUUUUUGAUUGUUCUUCUUUUGAUGCUGGGAAGCUUAUUUGCAUUUCAUUAUGGACUAUAUUUUUAUGCUGUAAAAUUCCUUUCUGUGAUUUUUUGCCUUGUUGCCUAUGUUCCAUCAGUUAUUCUGUUUACCUAUAUUGCUUCUUUCACCUUUAAAAAAGUUCUAAAUACUAAAGAAUUUUGGUCAUUUAUCUAUUCUGUGACAGCCUUGCUUUGCAUUGCAGUCACCGAGAUCACUUUCUUUUUGGGAUACACAGCUUCAACUGUUCUUCAUUAUAUUUUUUGCAUACUCAUUCCAAUCUAUCCACUUCUCGGUUGCCUGAUUUGUUUCAUAAAGAUUUCUUGGAAGAAUAAGCAAAAAACUGAGGGCACCUAUGAUGCAUGGGAUAGACUUUUGGUGGCUGUUGUAUCGCCGUACUUGCAGUCUGUACUGUGGAUUUUCCUCUUGCAGUAUUACGAGAAAAAAUAUGGAGGCAGGUCACUAAGAAAGGAUCCCUUUUUCAGGAACCUUUCGACAAAGUCUAAAACUAAGAAGUUUCCAGAACCACCAAACAAUGAAGAUGAAGAUGAAGAUGUGAAAGCUGAAAGACUGAAAGUCAGGGAGCUGAUGAAUUGCCAGUGUUGUGAAGAGAAACCAGCUAUCAUGGUCAGCAAUUUGCAUAAAGAAUAUGAUGACAGAAAAGAUUUUCUUCUUACCAGAAAAGUAAAGAAAGUGGCAACUAAAUAUGUCUCUUUCUGUGUGAAAAAAGGUGAGAUCCUCGGAUUACUGGGACCAAAUGGUGCAGGGAAAAGCACAAUUAUUAAUAUCCUGGUUGGUGAUAUUGAACCAACUUCAGGCCAGAUAUUUCUAGGAGGUUAUUCUUCAGAAUCGACUGAAGAUGAUGACUCCGCUAAGUGUAUAGGAUACUGCCCUCAGAUGAACCCACUAUGGCCAGAUAGUACGUUGCAGGAACAUUUUGAGAUUUAUGGGGCUGUGAAAGGAAUGAGUGCAAAUGACAUGAAGGAAGUCAUAAGCAGAAUUACAAAUGCACUUGAUUUAAAAGAACAUCUUCAGAAAACUAUAAAGAAACUUCCUGCAGGAAUCAAGCGAAAGUUGUGUUUUGCUCUGAGUAUGCUGGGAAAUCCUCAGGUUACUCUGCUAGAUGAGCCAUCUACAGGUAUGGAUCCUAAAGCCAAACAGCACAUGUGGCGAGCAAUUCGAACUGCAUUUAAAAAUAAAAAGCGAGCUGCUAUUCUGACCACUCAUUACAUGGAGGAAGCAGAGGCUGUUUGUGACCGGGUCGCUAUUAUGGUGUCUGGACAGUUGAGAUGUAUUGGGACAGUACAACAUCUAAAGAGUAAAUUUGGGAAAGGCUACUUUUUGGAAAUCAAACUUAAGGACUGGAUUGAAAACCUAGAAGUAGACCGCCUCCAAAGAGAAAUUCAGUAUAUUUUCCCAAAUGCAAUCCGUCAGGAAAGCUUCUCUUCUAUUUUGGCCUAUAAAAUCCCUAAGGAAGAUGUACAGUCUCUUUCACAAUCUUUUUCUAAGCUGGAAGAAGUGAAACACACUUUUGCCAUCGAAGAAUACAGCUUUUCUCAGGCAACAUUGGAACAGGUUUUUGUAGAACUCACUAAGGAACAAGAGGAAGACGAUAAUAGUUGUGGAACUUUAAACAGCACACUUUGGUGGGAAAGAACACAGGAAGACAGAGUAGUGUUUUAAACUCAUCGCUCAAAUCUGCUUAUUGGACUUUUUUCUUCUUCACUUGAGUUAACUUUGGUGUUAAAAAUUUAUUAUUUGAAUAGUAACCGGAGAACCGUGUAAGCAUAUCAGAUAAAGAAAAUGCUUAUUUCACCAGGCUCCUUAAUUGAAAUGCUGUGGUUCUAUGUUGUGCUUUCUUCAAAUAAAAUUUAUGUAUAAUU
Messenger RNA from Orycteropus afer afer, 5140 nucleotides. It is a transcript of the gene ABCA5, whose product is annotated as ATP binding cassette subfamily A member 5. NCBI's taxonomy places the organism in Eukaryota, Metazoa, Chordata, Mammalia, Tubulidentata, Orycteropodidae. Gene Ontology annotation, biological process: transmembrane transport; lipid transport. Gene Ontology annotation, cellular component: intracellular membrane-bounded organelle; membrane. The record is from RefSeq and is a predicted model, not a curated record. Gene Ontology annotation, molecular function: ABC-type transporter activity; lipid carrier activity; ATP binding.